Molecule: messenger RNA, 1727 nt
Organism: Malania oleifera
Lineage: Eukaryota; Viridiplantae; Streptophyta; Magnoliopsida; Santalales; Ximeniaceae
Product: IRK-interacting protein
Exons: 2
Coding region: 129-1574 (481 amino acids)
Source: RefSeq, a predicted model, not a curated record
GAAAAUGAAAGGCCUUUUAGAGAACGCAAACUCUGUUCUGUAGUUUUUUUUUACAGACCACAUCGGGUUUUAAAUAAUGCAGAAAUUUUGGUAUAUAGAGGAAUUAAAUGAGAUGUCACAGAUGAUUCAUGGCUCCUCCCACCUCUUCUUCUCCCUCUUCCUCCAAACCCUCUCCUUCUCCUUCACUUCCCACUCCACUCCACCAUCAUUUCACUCCUAUUCCAGAGAGUGAAAGAGAAGAACAGGAGGAGGAAGGAAAUGAAGCAGGCGUGCGCAAGGAAACUUCUCUUAGGCACCACCCAACACCAAUCCAUCAUCAAUCUGGCAAUACCGGCAAGAAACCGCCGGACACCACCGGCGACGACUGUGCGGUCUCCUGUAACAGAUGCCGGCCGAGCGGACGCGAGAAAACGUCCGUCGUGCCGCUCAAUAACGGCAGGCAAUCAGUGUCGAUGGCGAGCCCCAACGGCAUAUUCCGGUCAAUUUUGGCGUCCUUGACCUGGAAGAGUCCCAAGCCGUCGCCGGACUCGUCGGGGGAGAAGGGGAGGGAGGAGCAGUGGAAGGUCGCCGUCGCUGAGCUCUCCCACAAGCUCAUCCAAGCCACCCGGAAGCGAGACGAAGCCACUCUGGAAGCUUCUAGACUCAAGCACUCCAUGGCCGAAUUAGAAAAGAAACUCAACAAGCUCGAAUUGUACUGCCAGAAUCUGAAAUCUGGCCUCGACGUUUGCAGCAACCGUUUACCGAAACAAGCAGGAGAUGUUCAAAUUAAAGAUUUCAUUACCAAAUCUCCCAAUAGCGAUAAGGUGAUCGACCAUUUCUUGGUAUUGGUAUCGGAGGCUCGCGCCUCGGUCCGGCUUAUGAGCCGCUCGCUCACCGCGCAGCUCCGGCAAAUGGGGCUCGGAGGCAGAGUCCAGGAGCGAAUUUCGAACCUACUGGAACCUUUCGACGCGAAGAUUUCGAUGUCGAAAACCCCUAAAAGCAUGCUCCUGUACCUCGAGGCCUUGCUGAACCGAUCCUUCUUCGAGGACUUCGAAUCCACCGGAUUUCAGAAGAACGCGGCGGAUAAAAUCCUGAACCCGGUCGAGCGAUGCGAGGCGAACUACUCUUCGUUUAGGGUUUUGCGCGGCUUAACCUGGGAGGAGGUAUUGAACAAGGGGACGAAGCAUUUCAGCGGGAGUUUCAGUGGGUUUUGCGAUCGGAAGAUGAGCGAGAUCGUGGGGAUGCUGGGGUGGAACAGGGCGUGGCCGGAGCCGCUGCUACAGGCUUUCUUCGCGGCCGCGAAGGCGGUGUGGCUGACGCACCUCCUGGCCACGGCGGUGCACCCGAGCCUGCCCAUUUUCAGGGUGGACAAAGGAGCGAAGUUCGAUUCGGCGUACAUGGAGGACGUCGCCGUCGGAGGAGGAGACAAAGCUCAGAAGAUGGUGCAGGCCAUGGUUCGGGUGAUGGCGGCGCCGGGGUUCUAUGUGUACGGCAACGUGGUCAAGUGCAAGGUGCUUUGCGGGUACUACAGCUGCAACCAUGGCAACGAGAGCAAUGGAAACGAUAAGGGUUUAUUAACCACGCCAUCUCCGUAGCUAGGGUUUAGACUUUUAGUUAAUUGUGUUAAUUAAAUAUUUAACUAUACUAAAUUAAACCUUUCUGGUUGUAAAUUAGAAUGGUUUUUGUUAUUAUCAUUACUAUUAUUUCUCUUUGGGUGUUGAAUUGAGGACUUUGGCAGUUUCUUGUUA